Molecule: messenger RNA, 3100 nt
Organism: Paramuricea clavata
Lineage: Eukaryota; Metazoa; Cnidaria; Anthozoa; Malacalcyonacea; Plexauridae
Source: the annotation of a GenBank genome assembly
GUCAAACAACAUCCACUUCAAAGAAAGGUGUGAAUAGCAAAUACUCUGCUGUUCCAUCUGAGUCGCCCAUUUUGGCACAAACAAACCUGGAAGUUGGUGAAGCGAUGGUCAUUGAAUCAAGUUUCGUAGGAGCUGAUGUAUCACUUGAGCUCAAUGAAAGGUAAUAAAUAUAUAUGUAUCAUAUGUACCGGAUCUUCUAACAUCAAAGGAAAUACUCCACUGAAGAGCAACUCAGAUAAUCUUCAAUAUAGCGAAAGAUUUAGCAUCUGCAAGUGUACCACAUAAUUAUGUUUGUUAAUAUAUCUAAGUAGGCAGAAAUUCAUGACCUCACACAAGCUUUGUAACUUUAAUCAUUAUUGUGAUUAAAUACAGUUUUAUCUAUCUUUAUCUAAUAAGUUCUUUGUAUGUUUGCAUGGCAAUAAAACAUAUAAUAGUUUUGUUUGUGGAAACACCACAUAAAUUUAUUACUGCAAAAACAAAUAAAAAAAAUAAUAUAAUAUUAUAUAAUAUUAUUAUAUUUAUAAUUAUUAUAAAUUUACGGUGUUUCCACAAACAAAACUAUUAUAUCUUGAUCUAAUUAUUACUCAGUGGCACAAUAAUGACUAGUUUCACUUCCUAUAUUUUCACUUCCCAUACUUCUCUUGCUCAAGACUGCAUUUAUGCAAAAAGUAUUGCAAAGCCAUUUGGGUUUUUUUCUGAUAUUCUCUGUGUGAGAGCAAAAUGAAAUACUGUACUUAAUUCAGUUGGGUAAUGAAACAAUGAUAAGUAUGUAAAAUACCACACGUAAUGUCAUAGGUUGCUAAUGUUAUUAAACCCUAUUUGCAUAAAUCUAGUUGUACUACUGAACCACUGGAUAAAGCAAAUACAUCCUUGUUCAGUGAUGAAGGAGAGUCCACUGAUGACAGUAGUUUGGAUGAGGAUGUCAGCUAAGACUUUGUGGUUAAUUGUCAUCAUUAAUGAUAUUAAAUUAAUAUCUUAUCAUUCAUGAUGCUGUUACACAGUAGAGUGUUUAGGGAAUGAACAUGUACACCAGCUGAAGUAUUGAGUCUUCUUUUAUGAAUAAUUUAUUAAUAAGAUAUAUUUUUUACAGAUUACAUGAAACUACCUUAUCUGUUAUUGAAGAAGUGAAUAAUGAUGACCAGAAUGUAGAAAGACAAAGUGAUUCAGAGUAAGGGAUACAAUGUGUUUGUGACCAGUAUUAUGUAUGUAUGACCAAUGUGUUUGUGACCAGUACUAUGUAGUAACUUGCCAUCUUUUUUAAAAUAUGAUUCCCUAGAUGGUAAAAAAGACCCAUCGAUUUCUGUCUAUUUGUAGUUUUUUGUUUGACGAAUACCCUGACUAAUCCAAAAUUCCGAUUCUAUGUGUAAUUUGCACCCCUCCUGCAUCCCCUAUAUCCCCAGUAAAUCCAUCCCUAGGAGGGUACAUCUAUUGUGUUAUUGGACUUAGUGUCGUUCCAAUUGAAGUGUUGCUCAAAUAUUGAUUCAAUACAUUACCUCGGGCUGACCAAUUCAUUUGAUCAAGUUUCUCGUGAUAUUCAUACACUUCCUGUGAAAGAGCAAAUUCCAAGUAUUUGAUCAUUUCUGGUCACUUCCUUUCUAUUUAUGAUUGGUUAGUUGCACAAACAACAAAGGUGAUUUGUGCAUUCAAACUAUUCAACAGGAAGUUUACAAUUAUACCAGGAAGUGUAUGAAUAUCUUGAGGAACUUGAUGAAAUGAAUUGGUCAGCCCGAGGUACAUUAAUGUAUUGAAUCAAUAUUUGAGCAACAGUUCAAUUGGAACGACACUAACCAGUCUUAUCGUUUUAAAAUACAAUACAAUACAAUAAUGCCACACAAGGGUGCACACUCAACAAAUUGUUGGGGGGAGGGGACGAUCUGGGACCGACUUUAGCUUUUUGAUCUGGGAUCCACUUUCUUGCAUAUAGUUUGGCCCCUUGGAUUGUAUUUAGUUGUAUUCCGGCUACAAUAUUUCGUUUUUGGGCAUUGUUUUGACAUUCUGAGGCCAAAAAUUCUUGUAGCAUAAAAUCGAGACCGACUUUUAAUGCAGUCUCGAAAAAAAUGGAAUUGACUUUUUAAAUUUGUGAACACUACCCCCCCCCCCCAACCUAUGUGCGUCACCGAUAUUACAGUACCAGCAGUUUCUCUGGUAAUAAACUCAUGUAUGGUUCUACUUUAUUAUUAGUUCCAUACAUACCAAUGAAGAUGACUUGUCUUAUCUGGAUAGCGACAAUGAUGAAAUGCUUCAUUUGGAGGGCGAUGUAAUGAUGCCCGAUGAUCAUGAGUUAGAAGAAGCUGAUGAACCUUCAUCUGACCUUCCCCAGCAGUCGCAUUCAACAUCUGUCACAUAUGGGCCACAUCGCAAGCUAAGCAGAGGGGAUGAGUUGUAUGCCAUGCAAGAAGAGAGUAAAACAGUGCAGGAAAAGAAGUUUGUUUGCUCUCUGGAUUUGCUUUUAUAUUUAUUUCAGUCAAGAUGUCAGACACCUGGGUGCACAGCUAAACCAGACACGAAGUAUCACUUUGUUGGCAUUACUGUGAUUGUCAAUUCACGUUGUUCAUCAGGACAUAACUAUAGAUUCACCUCAUCACAUGAGCUGAAUGAUAUUUAUGCAAAUAAUCUCCAGACAGCUACCUCUAUAAUGUUGUCUGGAAGCAAUUUUGCCAAAGCUGAACAGAUGGCAAAAUUCUUAAAUCUGGAAUUUAUCUCUAGUUCAACCUACUAUCGGUUCCAACGGUUGUACAUGAUUCCGGAGAUAAAUGAGUGGUGGUCUUCCAUGAGGAGUGAAAUUAUAGGACAAUUUCACGGGAAGGAUGUAGUUGUUGGAGGUGACGGUCAAUGUGACUCACCAGGCUUCAAUGCCAAGAAUCUAUGUUACUUCAUGGUUGAGGUAGAGUCCCAUUAUAUUCUUGACAUUGAAGUCUUGGAUAAGAGACAUGUUGACCUAAAAUCCACCAACAUGGAAAAAGAGGCAGUCCAUCGAAGUCUAGAUCGAUUAAGAAAUGAUUUGAAGGUGGUUGAGCUGGUUACAGAUGCAUCCACAUCUGUAAAAGCAUUACUUGGUAUGUUGAAUCACCAGUUUAUUACGCUCAAGGGUUUACAUUAA